Molecule: messenger RNA, 1010 nt
Organism: Populus trichocarpa (black cottonwood)
Lineage: Eukaryota; Viridiplantae; Streptophyta; Magnoliopsida; Malpighiales; Salicaceae
Product: disease resistance protein RPV1-like
Exons: 2
Coding region: 87-995 (302 amino acids)
Biological process (GO): defense response
Molecular function (GO): ADP binding
Source: RefSeq, a predicted model, not a curated record
AGCUGUUCUUGCUUUGUUGUCAACAUUGGUGGCUGCCAAACUCCAGCUCAUUCAACAAUGGUGGCUGCCAACCUUUGACAUCUUGGAUGGGUGCACAUGCAAUGGCAACAACCCAACAAUCACCCCCUUUGCCAUUCAUGUGGGGCAACUGUCCUCUUGCUUCUUCAGCACAGGCUUGCAUCUUGCAGCUCUUCCAAGCUUACCAUUCUGAGAGCGUCUUUGGCCAAGUUUGCAGGUACGAGGCACCGUUUGUCCAAUCUAUUGUGGAGAAGGUCGUAAAGAAUUUGGAUCAAAAAAUGUUUCAUAUACCCCCUCAUUUCAUUGGAAGAGAUCCUCUAGUACAAGAUAUCAACUCAUGGUUGCAAGAUAGAUCCCAUGGUGCUGCCAUUGCUUUACUCUAUGGAAUUGGUGGAGUUGGAAAGACAGCCAUAGCUAAGAGUGUUUAUAACCAAAACUCUUAUAAAUUUGAAGGAAAGAGCUUCCUGUCAAAUUUUAGAUCAAAGGAUAUAGUUUGCUUACAGAGACAACUUCUUUCCGACAUCCUAAAAAAGACUGUUGAUGAGAUAAAUGAUGAAGAUGAAGGAAUUCUGAAGAUUAAGGAUGCAUUAUGUUGCAGAAGAACUCUUCUUGUUCUAGAUGAUGUGGACAAAAGGGACCAAUUCAAUAAAAUCGUUGGCAUGCAAAAUUGGCUUUGUAAAGGAAGUAAAAUAAUUGUAACAACCAGAAAUAAGGGUCUGUUUUCAGCUAAUGAUAUUCAGUGGAUCCGGUACAAAGUUGAACUGCUAGAUAAUGAAAAAUCACUUGAGCUUUUCAGUUGGAAUGCCUUUGGACAAGCUGACCCUGUUGAUGGUUUUGUAGAAGACUCUUGGAGAAUAGUACAUCAUUGUAGUGGACUUCCAUUAGCUCUUCGAGUUAUUGGCUCCUCAUUGUUCGGAAAAGGAAGAGAAAUAUGGGAAAGCGCAUUACAACAAUUGGAAGUGAUUCCUAAUUUUUGAAGUUCAAAAGGUUCU